Populus trichocarpa (black cottonwood) is the source of this 561-nucleotide messenger RNA. RefSeq lists its product as uncharacterized. The transcript has a single exon. NCBI's taxonomy places the organism in Eukaryota, Viridiplantae, Streptophyta, Magnoliopsida, Malpighiales, Salicaceae. The coding region runs from base 1 to 561 and encodes 186 amino acids. The record is from RefSeq and is a predicted model, not a curated record.
AUGAAGAUAGAAAAGGAUGGUUUUGGUCCUCCAAGUAGUCAGGUGAAUUGGAAGGAACCCAAAGAAUACCAUAGGGGAAAGAGAUGUUUGGAAUCUGCAGGUGUACAUGUGGAUCCGUGGCAUAUAUCACGUGGAAAUUCCCAAGGCCCUGUUGAGAUUGGAAAGGAAGGUGUCAGUAUUGAGGAGAGGGAUCAUGCCAAAGUUCAUGAGGCAGUUGGAGAAAAUAAAGUUGAAUUGAAAGGUGAGGAUAGAUUUAAAGACAAGGAUAGGAAGAGGAAAGAUUUGAAGCACCGUGAAUGGGGAGAUAGAGAUAAGGGAAGAAGUGACCGAAGGGGAAGUAUGCAAGUAGGCAACAGUAGUGCUGAAGGAAAAGAGUCGGUGAAGGAAGAGAGAGAAGGAGAGAGGUGGGAGUGGGAGAGGAAGGAUCUGUCAAAAGACAGGGAAAGGUUAAAAGAGAGGGAGAAGGACCACAUGAAAAUAGAAUCAGGAACUGGAGCUGAAAAGGAGCGUUUGCACAAUGAAAAGGAGUCUUUGGAUGGAUAUGUCAGAAUUUCAGAAUAG